This is a messenger RNA of Myotis davidii, 2541 nucleotides long. RefSeq names its product N-acetylglutamate synthase (gene NAGS). Gene Ontology annotation, molecular function: arginine binding; acetylglutamate kinase activity; L-glutamate N-acetyltransferase activity, acting on acetyl-CoA as donor. Gene Ontology annotation, cellular component: mitochondrial matrix; cytoplasm. The record is from RefSeq and is a predicted model, not a curated record. The transcript has 6 exons. Gene Ontology annotation, biological process: L-arginine biosynthetic process; glutamate metabolic process. The coding region runs from base 1 to 1146 and encodes 381 amino acids. Lineage: Eukaryota; Metazoa; Chordata; Mammalia; Chiroptera; Vespertilionidae.
AUGUCCAGCCUGGCCUUCGCGCUGGCCUUCCUGCAGCGCAUGGACAUGAAGCCGCUGGUGGUGCUGGGGCUGCCGGCGCCCACAGCGCCCUCUGGCUGCCUUUCCUUCUGGGAGGCCAAGGCGCAGCUCGCUCAGAGUUGCAAGGUGCUGGUGGACGCGCUCCGGCAAAACGCCGCGACAGCUGUGCCCUUUUUUGGUGGCGGGUCGGUGCUGAGCGCGGCGGAGCCAGCCCCUCACGCUAGCUAUGGGGGCACCAUCUCGGUGGAGACCGACCUGCUGCAGUGGUGCCUGGAGUCGGGCAGCAUCCCCAUCCUGUGCCCCAUUGGGGAGACAGCCGCGCGCCGCUCCGUGCUCCUGGACUCGCUGGAGGUGACGGCCGCGCUGGCCAAGGCGCUGCAGCCCACCAAGAUCAUCUUCCUCAACAACACGGGCGGCCUGCGGGACAGCAGCCGCAAGGUCCUGAGUAACGUGAAUCUGCCCGCUGACCUGGACCUGGUGACCAGUGCGGAGUGGGUGAGCGCCAAGGAGCGGCAGCAGAUUCGGCUCAUCGUGGAGGUGCUCAGCCGCCUGCCCCACCACUCCUCGGCCGCCAUCACUGCCGCCAGCACGCUGCUCACCGAGCUCUUCAGCAACAAGGGGUCCGGGACCCUCUUCAAGAACGUGGAGCGGCUGCUGCGAGUGCGCAGCCUGGACAGCCUGGACCAGGGCCGCCUGGUGAACCUGGUCAACACCAGCUUCGGCAAGAAGCUGCGCGAGGACUACCUGGCCUCGCUGCGCCCGCGGCUGCACUCUGUCUACGUCUCCGAGGGGUACAACGCUGCCGCCAUCCUGACCACGGAGCCCGUACUGGGGGGCACCCCGUAUCUGGACAAGUUCGUGGUGAACUCCAGCCGCCAGGGCCAAGGCUCCGGCCAGAUGCUGUGGGAGUGUCUGCGGCGGGACCUGCAGACGCUUUUCUGGCGCUCCAGAGUGACGAACCCCAUCAAUCCCUGGUACUUCAAGCACAGCGACGGCAGCUUUUCCAACAAGCAGUGGAUCUUCUUCUGGUUUGGCCUGGCGGAUAUCCGAGACUCCUAUGAGCUGGUCAACCACGCCAAGGGGCUGCCGGACUCCUUUUGCAAGCCAGCGUCUGACCCAGGCAGCUGACCCUCACCACCAGCCUGCAGGCCCUGGGACAGCCAGGGUGGACCGAAAGCCAUGUCUGCUGGAGGUGACUCCAGGCAGCCACAGGCGGGACCAGGUUUGUUGGCGGGGUGAUCUGGAGGAGGAAGCAGCCCCUCCUCGACGCUGCCUGAGGCGGGAGGCGAAGUGGGACGAGCACAGGAAGAGUCCAUCCAAGACCUCCACUUGCUCCAAAGCCACCUCCAGAUGGCCUUCGAUUUUCAGUCUAGGGGUCUGGGGGGAGGGGAGGGGUUCCCUUCCCGGGCUCUACUCGGGGCUAAACUUUAGAGUAGGUCAGUUUCUGUGGCUUCUGUGCUGUUUCGAGGCUCCCUCGUUGAUCUUCUAUCACUCAUUUUCAUUCCUUUGGGUGUUGCAACUUUUCAGGAGGCCUUGAUUAAAAUGAAAAUACUUGUCUGAGAGUUAGCUCACACUGGAAAGGAGCAGUGGCUCUCUGGGAGCAAGAUCUUGUGGGCUGGGGAACCAGGGGACUUCUAGAGUAGAGGAGCUAAAUGGGAUGGAGGCCCCCACGAUGAAUGCUGCCACCAUGUCCCUCAAUGCAACCCCGAGGGGCUCCCCUAUUCCUAAGUUGGGGAACAUCCUCCAUUCCACAGACCAGACCGACAGCAGUCCCAGCUCCCUUUCAGGCAGGGCACAGGACGCCUGCAGCCCCCUAGAGGCUGUGUCCCCAUCUUUGUGGGAGCAGACAGGCAGUAGCCCAAAGCUGGAGGUUUCAUUGAAUAUUUCUGACCCCCCUGAUGUUCCAGGUACCACACUGGUUGCUGGGACUACCUUCUGCCAGGAGGUGCAUGGAUGAGUAGGGAGAGGGCCCAUUAAGAGGCCACCAUAGCACAGCAGGGACUGAGAACCAAACCCCAAGAGCAGCCCGUCUUCCCUCAGAAGGGUGAUGUUCAGUAUACAUCUGGGCGAUGGCAUUACACGGCCUGACCUGCAAUCCAGCUCUGUGGCUGGGUUUGCCCUGUGGCUUGAGGCAAGCUGCUGACCUUCUCUAGUCUCCAUUUCCCUAUCUGUAAGACGUAAAUCCCUUGGCCUCACAGUGGACACUUAAUGUUAGUUCUCCCCUCAAGGUUGCUCUAAGGAUUUAUUCAAAAACAGCUGACAUCAAUGCAGAGGAAAAAUAAGCUACAAUAAGGAUUGAGGUGAGAGGUCAACAGAACAUACUACAGGGAGGAUGAGAUCCCUGAAGAGAGCCAAAGGACUGUGGGAACUCUCAGAAUAGGGGCACGAUUACGGCAGGGCCUUGAGGGAGCUUACCAGAUAUGUUCUUUCAAGAAACCCAAGAUCAAUCCCAGCCAAUGGCAAAGUGUCCCGUGGGGAGAACAGAGAAGCAAAGCCAAAUGUCUGUAUAAAAUGUUUAUUUUU